Messenger RNA from Apodemus sylvaticus (European woodmouse), 3823 nucleotides. It is a transcript of the gene Tfpi, whose product is annotated as tissue factor pathway inhibitor. The record is from RefSeq and is a predicted model, not a curated record. Gene Ontology annotation, molecular function: serine-type endopeptidase inhibitor activity. The coding region runs from base 754 to 1479 and encodes 241 amino acids. Gene Ontology annotation, biological process: negative regulation of peptidase activity. NCBI's taxonomy places the organism in Eukaryota, Metazoa, Chordata, Mammalia, Rodentia, Muridae. Gene Ontology annotation, cellular component: extracellular region. The transcript is spliced from 9 exons.
UCUUCAUGGCUUUGCUGUGAGCAGAAGUGUAACAGAGUUUUGCAGCCCACACAGGCAGCGUUAAGUGGGGGGCAGUCAGCCCUCAGCCGCCAGGCCCAGAAGGUCUAAGAGAUUUUCCUGUAGAACUUGGGAAAACUGUCUUGGAGAGGCAGAGUAGCCAACCCCACAGCGUCCAGUUUGGGUAGGACGCAGGCCUCGGGUGAGCCGUGGGGCAGUUCUUUGCUCCAGGUGGAGUCUGUGGCCACCCAUCUUCUUUCCUGUUACCAGAAGCUGGUAUUGUUGUCUAUCAGGGUAAAAGUGGGACAGACUUCCUGGUAGGCACCAGACUGGGAGAGAGGCUGUGGCUCGCUUCUUCACCUACUGACUUUGCGACCAAAGCCUCCAGGGGAGAAUCCCUGCUGAGGGCCUGGAUCAACAAGGUCAAGACCUGUUGAGGACGCGUCACGUCACGUUGUUUCAUGGUUUCGUAGUUACGGACCAAUCAACCUCAAACUGACCAACCCUAAAGUGGGGGAGGAAGACUCUUCAGAUGCUUUAAAACCCCAGGACUCAGAGAAGAGACUGGGGUUUUUGGUUUCCCGAGCACCCUCUCUGCUUUACUGAGGAGCUUUUUCUCGGGGUGUCUGACUGUAUCAUUUUCGGGACCUGUCUCCGGAGUUCUUCUGAAGACGGUAUAGUUUUGAGACCUCAUCUCCAGAUCUCUUUUAAGGACUACUGACUCAUCACGGCUAAAGAUGGCCUCCUGUUGAAACUAUGAAACGUUCAGAUGCAGUUGUAGCCCUGAGUGCUUCACGUGCACAUCUGGAAGACAUGACUUACAGAAUGAAGAACGAACGCGCCUUUUGGGCCACUGUGUGUCUGUUGCUCAGCGCUGUUCCCGAACUUCUUAAUGCUCUGCCUGAGGAAGCUGACUAUGCAGAUUCCGAGCUGCGGCCGAUGAAACCGCUGCACACAUUUUGUGCGAUGAAGGUAGAAGACGGUCCAUGCAAAGCGAUGAUAAGGAGUUAUUUUUUCAAUAUGAACACUCGUCAGUGUGAAGAGUUUAUAUACGGGGGAUGUGGAGGGAACGAGAACCGGUUUGACUCCCUGGAAGAGUGUAAGAAAACAUGCAUCCCAGGUUAUAAGAAGACAACCGUAAAGACAGCAUCCGGAGUAGAAAAGCCAGAUUUCUGCUUCUUGGAGGAGGAUUCCGGACUCUGCCGAGGUUUCAUAUAUAGGUAUUUUUAUAACAACCAGUCAAAGCAGUGUGAACGAUUUGUGUACGGUGGAUGCCUGGGCAACAGCAACAACUUCGCAACUUUGGAUCAAUGCAAGAGCACCUGUGAGGACCCAGUGAGUGACUACAUAACUGAUCGAAAUACUGUAAUUGAUCGAACUACUGUAAAUAACAUUCCUCAGUCUACCAAAGUGCCUGGGCAUCAGGUUGCCUUGGGACUGUAUCACCUUUAUGUUAUUUUGAAAAAACUCAUCUUUGGUUAGACUUCAAAAACCUACCGCUAACUCAGUCUCCAGCACUUGGUCUUUGAAUGAGAAAAGGAGCCCCUAAGUACUGAGCCCGGGCCAUGCUGCUUCAGGCCAGCCUCCAGGUCCAUGGAGAAGGACUAGAUGUAAUAAAGAAGACCCUGUUGUCACUUGAAACUCUUUCCUGACUCUAUUGAACACAUGACCUAGGGCCAAACUCCACAUUCAUAGAGAAUGGUGGGAAAGAAGUAAACAUAUGUAAUUACAUACAUGACCAUCGGCCUUCAGGAAGAGGAGCGAUAUUGGCAGAGAAACUAUUCAAUAAUCAAAUGUCAUCACCCAUGUGCUCAUGUUAGAGAUCUGCAAUAGAAUGCUUUCACCUAUACGCUCUCUUGGGAGAUAUUGAUUACAUGCAGAGGAAUUUCAUAAUCAUCUAAGUUUUCUGGGAAGAAAAUAAUCCCCCGCCAACUAAGGAAUUGCAUACUUAGAUGCAUACCCCAAGAAGUCACGAGCACUGUGGGCAGUGCUAUGAACAUCAUUUCGUCAACAAGUAUGGUGGCCUUCAAAUGUACUCUCACUGAGAAGCAUAGGCUCUAUCUCACAAGCUACGUGCUCCUGCAGAGUAAAUCUGGUAGCUUGGGCUUUGACAUUCUGGCAAGUUGGCUUUCCAUAAAUAGACAGCUUUAGCAGAGCUCAUCUCAGGCCUCUACUUCCUGUCAAGAAUGCUGGCAAGAAACAAGAAUGUGGCACUUCCUCUGCCAAAAUCCCAGACAGCACCCUACCUACUUAGUAAAGCUCCUCACAGGCAAUCUUGAGUCUAGUCAAAGAUAAUCAUUGUCCUGGAUGCAGAGCUCUUCAGAAAAUGCCUCUUAGACAUCCACAGAUCCUUUCACAAGAGAUGAAAUGGACAACUUCGCUGUUUCAACCAAUUAUUUUAAAUUGACAUUUGUACUGAAUAAAAUAAUAGACAUUUAAGUUUGUGACAAUUAUAAAGUUAUGGCCAAAACUCACUUGUAUAUUAAUGCAGACGAAAGCAGUAAUUAAUACUAUUAGUUUGUUAACAUUUCUUUUUCUUAAGGCAGCAGGAAAAUCCAUAUUGGAAUAUGAAUUUUGUAUUGACAACAAAAAGACAGACUAAGGAUAAGAAUUAGUUUAGGAAAAUCUAUACUACUAUAAGCCAUAAUUCUCUGAGUGCUGCUUUUGUCUUUAAAGAUCAGAUGAUCUCUACAGAAAUGAGGUGAGGAUUCCUCAGUAAGGAGCCCCCAACUCUAACCCUCACAGCACCACAGGGCUAUGUUCCUCCUUUCCAACUGGAUGAUUGCCAGGAGUGUGGUCCCUGGUGUGCCUCUCAUUCCAGAAACCAAAGUCCAGGGUUUGCCAUCUCUAGAAUGAGGCCAGGUUGAACAUGCCAAUCAAAUGAUUCCUGCCUUAAGACAUUGGAGAGUUAUUUGGCUCACCACUGUUGCCCCCAAGGCUGGUUUCCAACCUCUUUAUUAGGUUUUCUGUUUCAAUUAGGUCUCUUCCUCUUGUUUAGACUUGAUGAACACCAAUCCUUGCAUGUGGCGGUGCAUGAGGUGUAUUCAGGUUGUUUUGAUUAGAGAUUAAGGGAUGAAGGGAUUUGGAGAUGAGAAAUAAGGAAGUUUUACAAACCCGACCUGAUCAAAUAUUUGCCUAGUUAGUGUAGAAGGAUUUCUUACUUAGCUUUGGAGCGAGGCCUUAUACUGGGCACGAACAUUAGCUUUGUGAAUGGAGUUGGAGCUUAAUUCCGAUUCUUUAGUUUCCUGACUUGUUUUGUACCCUUGAAAAUAAAGCAUUCAGUUUCUCUUAACUUCCAGUUCUCUCUUUGCUACACAUAAAAUCUGGUAUGUCAUAAAGUAUUUAAACACUACAACAGCACGUAGUAUUUCCUUCUGUGUUGCCAUUAACAAGAUUAUUGAUUUUAGUAAUUUUUGGUGGUGAUGAUGGUAAUUCUGGCUCACCUUAGCUUUAUAGGCAUAAAAGAUAUUGUGGCUGAGAGAUAUUGUUAAUGCAUAUUUAUUAUAGUCUCAAUACAAUUAACGUUGUAACCUUAGAUUGAGGAAUCUUAAUUCAUUAUAGUUAUCUGAAUUAACUGAAUUAACAUUCAGUGCUUGCAAAAUUCAAGCAUAAUUAACUAAAGAAAAUUUCAUCUUUUGUGUUUUUGGAUUUUAUUUUUGAUCACUGGAGGCAUAAAACACUUGUGUAUAUGCCUUUAGGACCUUAAGUAUACAUUUAUAUGCUUUCUAACUUAAGUGAGAUUUAUCAAAGAUUCAUGAUCUGGCUCAUAGGAAUUGUAAUCGAUCCUGGAAAUGGAAGAAUGAAAAUAGGAGGAUUUUUUUUUUUC